UUUCCCUCCGCCCUCCCCACCAGCGGCGGGUCGUGGCUUGUUGAUUCCGAUUCGAAUUGGCAUCCGGCUCGUCCGCCCUUCCGUCUUGCAUUGUUUACAUAUAGAUUAAGAACGGGAAGGGCAGAUCGAGCUAAAAAAAAGAGAGCAGAAGUUAAUCUCCGUUCGUCGAUUUCUCGACUCAGGUACCGACCGUGGUUUGAGAAUCACGGGGAUGCUGGCGCUGAAGCGGCUCAUGAACAGCCAACAGCGGGAGAGGCGGCGCCGUCGCAGACUCCAAGCUCGUGAUGGAUCGAUUACUUCUACAUCCAAAAGAGACGACUGGCUUCUCUGUCGAGAAGAUGGUAAAUCUCUUCUUUGUGGUAAGCGAUUGAGAGAUUCAGUGUCAAACCUCCCACAGGACAUCUGGUGCCACAUACAUUCUCUGAUGCCAAUGCAAGAUUCUGCUCGUUCUGCUUGUGUAUCACAUGCAUUUCUAGAUUCAUGGAGACACCAUCCGAACCUCAUCUUAAAUAAGAAAACGCUGGGCUUGGAACAAAAUGCAUGUGGAAAGGGUGAUAUGGCGAGGGCUUUCACUAGCAAAGUUGACCAGAUUCUGAAAAACCACUCACACACUGCCACGAAGAUACUCAAGCUUGACAUGUUUGAUUGUCACGAUUUCUACAUUUCUUGUCUCAAUAAUUGGCUUGAGAUUGCUAUUACACCAGGGAUUGAAAAACUGGUCCUUUUUCUGCCUUCGGGAUACCAAGAAGUGUACACCUUCCCAUGCUCACGUUUAUUUGGUCAGAAUGGAAGCUCACUUCGGUAUCUUCAUCUCAAUUACUGCACCUUCCGUCCUACAGUUGGAUUUGGUUUCUUGAGAAGCUUAACAAAGCUGUAUUUGCGUAAUGUGAGGAUUACAGGGGGAGAGUUAGGGUGCCUUCUUUCUAAUUCUUUGGCUUUGCAGCGGUUGGAACUCAGGUAUUGCAGUGAAAUAAUCUGCCUGAAGAUACCAUGCGUGCUGGAGCGACUAAGCUGCCUCACUGUUUCUGCAUGCAAUGCGCUGCAAAUUGUUGAGAGCAAUGCUCCGAACCUCUCCACCUUCAACUUUGAUGGCGACAUAGUACAGCGCUCUCUCAGACAACCAUUGCAAGUUAAGGACCUAUAUAUGAUAUGUCCAAAUGAGUCAAACCUUCUCUGCUACGCUAUUACCAAGCUUCCAUAUGUUGUGUCAAACAUUGAAGAUCUUAGAUUGUCUUCAAUUAGUGGUGAGAGGGUUAAUACACCGAUGCCAGCUGCGAAAUUCCUCCACCUCAAGUUCUUGGAAAUUUAUCUUGAUGGAGAUCUUUCCCCAGGAUAUGAUUAUUUGUCUUUGGUUUCUUUUCUCGAUGCUUCUCCUGCUUUGGAGACUUUCAUCUUCCGUGUGGAUCAGGAUGAAAUGCUGUUUGAUUCGAUUUCGGGGGGUGCCUUACAAAUGAGGAAGAUGCCUGAACACAAUCAUGACAGCCUCAAGAAUGUGAAGAUUCUUGGCUUCUGCUCUGCAAAGAGCAUGGUUGAGCUAACAUGCCAUAUUCUAGAGAAUGCUACAUCACUGGAAUGUAUCACCUUGGACACCAUAUAUGAUGCAGAAGACGAAGACUUUGUCGGUAGAUGUUCUGAAACUUCUGCAUGGAGAUCCGGUAAAUGCUCCCCCCAGACAAGUGAGAUGAUGUUGGAAUCUAAUAAAGCUCUUAUCGCCAUUGAGGGAUACAUCGUGAGGAAAGUUCCCUCUACUGUUAAAUUAAAUGUUCGGGGGGCCUGUAGCCGGUGCCAUACUCCAGAGCUGAUCUUGAGUUGAAGGUUUAUUAAAUACACUACCGGAUCCACAUAAUACAAGACAUUUUGGUUUCUUUUUAA
Molecule: messenger RNA, 1872 nt
Organism: Triticum dicoccoides
Lineage: Eukaryota; Viridiplantae; Streptophyta; Magnoliopsida; Poales; Poaceae
Exons: 5
Coding region: 212-1813 (533 amino acids)
Molecular function (GO): protein binding
Source: RefSeq, a predicted model, not a curated record